Molecule: messenger RNA, 1404 nt
Organism: Mizuhopecten yessoensis (Yesso scallop)
Lineage: Eukaryota; Metazoa; Mollusca; Bivalvia; Pectinida; Pectinidae
Product: calmodulin-beta-like
Exons: 3
Molecular function (GO): calcium ion binding
Source: RefSeq, a predicted model, not a curated record
AAAAUUUUCGGCGAAUUAGACACCGACAAAAACAACAAAAUAUCGAAAAAUGAAUUUUCGAAAGCGAUGUCACGAGUUCCCAGAGUCGACUUCAAAGUGCUGGUUCUCAGACGCGCGUUUAAAAAGAUGGAUGCAGAUGGUAGCGGCUUUCUGACGAGGGACGAAAUCUUGAGAGCGGCGAGUGAAGACGCAGGAUUAAAUGUGACUGCAGAGAAAAUCUCAGACAUGUUGAUAGCAGUCACCAACGACGCCGAUAAAAAGAUUUCGUACGAUGAGUUUCUGGACAUCUGGGGGAUGAAGCAGACAUCAUCAGUCAUGCGCAUGACUUUCCAAAAGUUGGAUAAAGAUAACAGCGGAAGUCUCACGAAGGACGAGAUGUUAGCGGGAAUUAAGUCUGAUGAGGAGCUCAGUAUCCAGGCGGAGACCAUUUCGGCACUCCUCGUGAAAUGGUGUAAGGGUUCUUCUAUUAGUUAUGAGGAGUUUUGUCGAUUCUAUGAAAAUGCGGUGAAAAAAUGAAACAGAAAUACCGAAAAACACAUAGCUUUUUAUUGUUUCAAGCCUAAAUGUCUAAUACCGGAAAACAUAUAGCAACUUAUUACUUAUUGUUUCAAAUAUAAUGUAUGUUGUCAUACAAACAUAAUUUGUAUACAAGUAGCAAAAAAAUACAAAUAUAAAUAUCUACAAGAAUAUCCGCCUUCAGUGUAGAAAAGCCUGCGUAUCAAACGGAGUUUAGUGUGCAAAAGUAGUAUUUGAAAUAACACGCCAGAUUCAUUAAUACGCUAAGAUUUCGGUGUAAAACUAUACAGACAGACCGAGCUGUAAAUACCGCGAGAGUUUAGGUAGCUUUUAAUGUACACUUAAUAAUAAACAACCAUGGGUAACAUAUUCAUGUGUUUAUCUGCCUAUAAUACCUGUCUACAGGAGCGAGAUUCAACGUUUAAAUAAAAACAUUUUCUUGGCGUCUGUGAAAGACGUCUUGACUACGAAUAUGCAUCUGUUCUUUUCGAUAUAUAACGUGUAAUUAUUUCAGUGGAAAGUAUUGUUAAUAAAGAAGAUUAAUCGACAAAAGGCACACCGACGUCUCUCUCAAACACACCUUUUAAAUGAGGACCUUUUCAAAUAUUUUAUAUAUAAUUCAUAUUUUUUAUCUGAAAUACAACACACUUCAUCGAUGACUGGAUCAUUUAUCGAAUACAUUUCUAACGUUCUUUAGCAUUUCCUUAUCAACUCAUUCAUAAAUAAAGUGUAAUAUUACACAUUUUUAACGUUCUUUAGCAUUUCCUUAUCAACUCAUAUAUAGAUAAAGUGUAAUAUUACACAUUUCCUCUAUGACCAAUAUGUAUCCUAUGUAAACGGUAAUACAUAGAUAGUUGUGCACAAUUAAAACUAAAUACACCAAACAAG